AUGUCGUUUAAAUUCAAUAAGAAAGCCUUAGUAACAGGUCUGAGCUGUGUGGAAGCGGAUAAACGUAUAGUUUACGCACAAACGAUCAAGAGAAUAUCAUCACAGAAUGCAGUUUUGGUGGACGGAAAUAUUUUUUGCGUCGACAUUGGAGCAGCUGCUUUAAAGAAACAAUCGAAAACAGAAAAAGGCUGGUUACCUGAAGAAGUGGAAAAUGCAGGCAUAAUUCCCGGCACGAUAAUUACAGUAAACAGCAAAGAGCGAUAUGUUAAAACCGAGGUUUGUACAUUUAUAGACUUCAGCAUUUUACUUAACCACAAAACCAAAAUAAAGAAAAAUUAACUGGCUUCCAAUUGAAGGUAAUUCGCAAUUUUGACAUGUUGCUAUUUUUCAUUUGUUUUAUGUAAAUCAUGUUUUAAUUUCGUCCUUUUCAUAUCAACAAUUUACAUACAUUUAGUGCUGCAAUUUUUUUCAGGAUUAAAUGAGCAGUUAAAUAUGAAAUGCGAGAGGUUAUUUUUUCUCAAAUUUUACAUCCGUUUUUGUUUUUAUUCAAUUUUUUUGCUUUGAAUUUUGUAAUAGGAUGUUACUGACACAAGAAACGGAAAACGGAAAACGGGAAACGAGAAAUUAAAAUAUGGGAACAAAACCUAGUUUUAUCCUUAGCCCUUCUUACGCACCAUAAAUAGUUUAUUCCAGCACCUUAUGGGCGCCUUUAAGUAUUUUUUAAAUGCUUUUAAAAACUUUUUGUCUCUCGCCAUUUACAUACAUUUAGUGCUGCAGUUUUUUAAGGAUUAAAUGAGCAGUUAAAUAAGAAAUGCGAGAGGUUAUUUUUUUUUCCUAAAUUUUACAUCCAUUUUUGUUUUUAUUCCAUUUUUUUGGUUUGAAUUUUUUAAUAGGAUGUUACUGACACAAGAAACGGAAAACGGGAAAUUGAAAUAUGGGAACAAAACCUCAUUUUAACCCUAUCCCUUUUUACGCACCAUAAAUAGUUUAUUCCAGCACUUUAUGGCGCCUUUAAGUAACUUUUAAAUGCUUUUAAAAACUUUUUGUCUCUCGCCAUUUACAUACAUUUAGUGCUGCAACUUUUUAAGGAUUAAAUAGGCAGUGAAAUAAGAAGUGCGAGAGGUUAUUUUUUCUCAAAUUUUACAUCCCUUUUUGUUUUUAUUCUAUUUUUUUUGCUUUUAAUUUUGUAAUAGGAUGUUACUGACACAGGAAACGGAAAACGGAUAACGAGAAAUUGAAAUAUGGGAACAAAACCUAAUUUUAACCCUAGCCCUUUUUACGCACCAUAAAUAAUUUAUUCCAGCACUUUAUUGGCGCCUUUAAUUUUUUAAAAUGAUUUUAAAAACUUUUUGUCUCUCGCCAGCAUGAGGUGGUUGAUCACUUGAAGCUGCUCAAGUUGCAGGCGUUCCAGCUAUUUUGUCCCGCGUUAGAGACUGCAUCAGAGAACAAUCUCUCAGAGAGCGCAUACCCAAGCGCCUUUAUUGACCAGACACGGCGCCUUUGCUGCGCGACUCAACCGACUCCAAACUUACGUUUGGUGCUGUGUAAAAACGUAUCACUGAUCUACAAUAAAACUAAGGGACAAGUAGAAGCCACAGUUGUAGCCGUGGACAUUGUUAAAUUGGAACAGUCCGGGAGGUUAGUCACAACUUCCGUUCAACAAACUGUAACUGCUAAAGUAAAUUGCCAAGCUUUUCUGUGCAAGGUUGGGCCUCACAAUCCUGGUCCUAUAUGUUUUAGCCCCGCUAUCGCUCUAGUAAAGAUGGGGGAUGAGGAUGUUCCUCCACCACAGCCUCGAUCAUGGGCAGAGAUCGAAACUCUACUUGUUUGUUAA
Porites evermanni is the source of this 1834-nucleotide messenger RNA. The record is from the annotation of a GenBank genome assembly. NCBI's taxonomy places the organism in Eukaryota, Metazoa, Cnidaria, Anthozoa, Scleractinia, Poritidae.